AUGGAAAAUGGACUUUUAAUCGGAUCUUCAUCGCCGAAUGGGUUGUAUCAAAAUUUUCCUAAUUUUGAUAAAUUUCCCAUUCAAGGCUCUUCUUCCUCCAAUUUAUCUUUGGCGGUUUUGGCUCCGUUUUAUGAUCCAUUCGUACCAUUUCAAACUUCAUCGAUAAAUGGAUGUUCAAACAAUCGUUUUCAUUUAAAUGCAUCGAUUCCUUCUGGAUCAAACGGUGCAAAUCAUGUCAUGCAUGGCGGUCAAAAUGUAGGGUUCUUGAACUAUCCGCCAAGAAUUUUACUAGAGGCUUUGAAUCAAGAUCAGACUUUCCAACCAAAAAAUUAUCAAACAUUCGGAUCAACGAAUGUGAAUCUAUCAGAUGAAGUUUCAUGCUUAACAAAGGAAGGUGGAAAUCGAAAAAAAAUUGAAUCCAAGAGGAGAAGGAUGCAGCAAUGGGCUCCGGAGGAGGAUAGGUUAUUGGUGAAAUUAGUGAAGGAAUAUGGAGAAAAAAAAUGGUCUCACAUUGCUCAGAUGUUGAAUGGGAGAAUGGGGAAACAAUGUAGGGAGAGAUGGCAUAACCAUUUAAGGCCAGACAUUAAGAAAGAUAUAUGGAGUGAGGAAGAGGAGAUGAAGCUAAUUGAGGUCCAUAGACAAAUAGGUAACAAAUGGGCAGCCAUUGCAAGGGAAAUGCCAGGGAGGACUGAAAAUACCAUUAAAAACCAUUGGAAUGCAGCAAAAAGGCGGCGAUUCAGCAAGUGUAAAGGUCAGUACAGCUGUCUCUUGCAGGACUACAUCAAGAGCUUGCCUUCAGAUUCAACUGUCACUGAUGGUCAAGAAAGCCCAUCAUCCGAUUCCAACUUGCGAAUCGUUGAUAAUACCGACUUGGAAGAAGACAAUAAAGAUCAGAAAGACCCAACUUCUGAUUCGAAUAAGGCAGUGGAUUAUCAAUUUUAUGAGAAAAUGGCUGUUGAAGAAGAUGAUUUUGGAUCGAUGCUCAAUGAGUGCAAUAAAACAGAGUUGGAGAUAGAGAUGGAGAUGAUGCCAGCUGAGUUAAUGGAUAAGGAGAUGAGCUUUGAUGUUAAUAAUAAGGAUAUGGACUUGCUGGAGAUGCUCUGUCAAGGAAUCUUCUGAGCUAGCUGCUAAGUGGUGUUUGGAUGUGUUUUAUUUAGUUCAAUAUCUCAAACUUUUUCUUAGUCUUUCAAAUCCUUGUGGUUUUGGCGGGCAACUGAGUUAGGUUGUAGGUUUUGUUUGUCAUUUUCUGAUUUGCUUUGCUUUGCUGUAGUGUUCUG
Messenger RNA from Camellia sinensis, 1277 nucleotides. RefSeq lists its product as uncharacterized. Gene Ontology annotation, biological process: regulation of DNA-templated transcription. Gene Ontology annotation, cellular component: nucleus. Gene Ontology annotation, molecular function: RNA polymerase II cis-regulatory region sequence-specific DNA binding; DNA-binding transcription factor activity, RNA polymerase II-specific. Lineage: Eukaryota; Viridiplantae; Streptophyta; Magnoliopsida; Ericales; Theaceae. The record is from RefSeq and is a predicted model, not a curated record.